Nymphaea colorata (pocket water lily) is the source of this 2587-nucleotide messenger RNA. Its product is annotated as acetyl-coenzyme A synthetase, chloroplastic/glyoxysomal-like. The coding region runs from base 182 to 2455 and encodes 757 amino acids. Lineage: Eukaryota; Viridiplantae; Streptophyta; Magnoliopsida; Nymphaeales; Nymphaeaceae. Gene Ontology annotation, molecular function: AMP binding; acetyl-CoA synthetase activity. The record is from RefSeq and is a predicted model, not a curated record. The transcript has 18 exons.
AUCCGGAGACAGAAAAAGAACAAGGCUGUAGCUUCCCAAUUUUGUGGGGAGCAGCCAGCGAGGGAGGCCACCGCAAUAAACAAAGUACAGUGACCGGAGACAGGGCUGCCAUUGGCUGGCCGACCCGCCACCGGUCCGUUGAUUCUCGAAAACCACGUCCCGGCCUCCGCCCCUUUCCCACAUGGGCCUCUCCGCCUUCCAGUUCCGCCUAUUAAUACGAGGGGGGGUCCCCGGUUUCCCGACUCCGCCCACUAACGGUUCCGCCAACCCCCGUUCCGUCACUCCCUUCCCUUCUUCCCCCGCUACUGCUUCUGCCCGGACACUGAGAUCGCCCAUGGCUAGUGGCAAUUCGAACGGCAAGAGGGCUCGCAUUUUCUCCGAGCACCACCUGCGACAUGUCGAGUCCAUGUCGGUAUUGCCGUCCGGCGCCGGCACGAUCUCCCGCCUCAACGCGGUCAUCCUCGGCGAGUCGCUCGCCUCCGAGGAGGAUGACCUUGUCUUCCCUAGCCCCGAUUUUACCAAGCAGGCACUCGUCUCGUCCCCCGAGCAGUACAUGAGAAUGUACGCGAGGUCGAUCGAGGACCCUUCUGGCUUCUGGUCGGAGAUGGCGUCGGAGUUCUACUGGAAAGAAAGGUGGGGGAUGGAGGUGUUCUCGGAGAAUUUGGAUGUGCGGAAAGGCAGAGUGAGCAUCGAGUGGUUCAAAGGAGGUAAGACAAACAUAUGCUACAAUGCUCUGGAUCGGCAGAUUGAAUCUGGAAACGGUGACAAAAUUGCAUUAUACUGGGAAGGCAAUGAACCUGGUGAAGAUGGGAAAAUGACAUACAAUGAACUACUGCAGAACGUUUGCCAGUUGUCAAACUUCUUGAAAGAUGUUGGAGUUCAAAAGGGAGAUGCAGUUGUAAUUUAUUUGCCUAUGCUUAUGGAGCUUCCAGCAGCAAUGCUUGCAUGUGCUCGAAUUGGAGCUGUUCACUCUGUUGUAUUUGCUGGAUUUUCUGCAGAAUCUCUUGCCCAAAGGAUAAUCGACUGCAAACCUAAAGUUGUGAUAACCUGUAAUGCUGUACGGCGUGGCCCUAAAACUAUAUAUUUGAAAGAUAUAGUAGAUUCUGCUCUUGCUGAAUCAACAAAAAGUGGUGCAUCCAUAGAUGUUUGCUUGGUAUAUGAGAAUAAAUCUGCAUUGAAGAGAGAAGCAACCAAAUGGCAAGAGGAAAGAGAUAUGUGGUGGCAGGAUACGAUCCCACAGUACUCAACUGAAUGUGCUGUCGAGUGGGUUGAUGCAGAAGAUCCACUCUUUCUGUUAUAUACCAGUGGAAGCACUGGAAAGCCAAAGGGUGUUCUACAUACAACUGGAGGGUAUAUGAUAUAUACAGCAGCAACAUUUAAGUAUGCAUUUGACUACAAGCCAACAGAUAUAUACUGGUGCACUGCUGACUGUGGAUGGAUCACUGGACACAGCUAUGUUACAUAUGGUCCUUUAUUGAAUGGGGCAACUGUACUUGUAUAUGAAGGGGCACCAAAUUAUCCAAAUGCUGGACGUUGUUGGGAAAUUGUUGAUAAAUAUGGGGUGACAAUAUUCUACACUGCCCCAACUUUAGUGCGGUCCCUUAUGAGGGAGGGUGAUGAGUUUGUAAAUCAGUAUUCUCGCAAAUCCUUGAGAGUUCUUGGAAGUGUUGGAGAGCCAAUUAAUCCAAGUGCAUGGAGGUGGUUUUUCAAUGUUGUUGGUGAUGCACGGUGCCCAAUAUCAGAUACCUGGUGGCAAACAGAAACUGGGGGCUUUAUGAUAUUGCCGUUGCCUGGUGCAUGGCCUCAAAAGCCAGGUUCUGCAACAUUUCCAUUUUUCGGUGUACAGCCUGUGAUAGUGGAUGAGAAGGGAAAUGAAAUUGAAGGAGAAUGCAAUGGUUAUCUGUGCAUAAAGAGGUCAUGGCCUGGUGCUUUCAGAACUCUAUAUGGUGAUCAUGAAAGAUACGAAACAACUUAUUUUAAGCCUUUCCAGGGAUAUUAUUUCACUGGUGAUGGUUGUAGUAGGGACAAGGAUGGUUAUUACUGGCUGACUGGUAGGGUUGAUGAUGUCAUUAACGUGAGUGGACAUCGUAUCGGCACAGCAGAAGUAGAAUCUGCUCUUGUUUCACACCCACAAUGCGCAGAAGCUGCCGUGGUUGGAGUUGAGCAUGAAGUCAAAGGCCAGGGAAUUUAUGCUUUUGUUACCUUAGUGGAUGGUGUUCAAUAUAGCGAAGAGCUACGGAAAAGCUUAAUUAUGACCGUCAGAAGUCAGAUUGGAGCGUUCGCUGCUCCGGAUGCAAUUCAUUGGGCUCCAGGUUUACCGAAGACACGAAGUGGGAAGAUAAUGAGAAGGAUCCUUAGGAAGAUAGCAUCGAGGCAACUAGAAGAUCUUGGUGACACCAGCACGCUUGCCGACCCGGGUAUCGUAGAGCAGUUAAUUGCACUUAUCGACCAUUGAAUCAACUUGUGCAUUUUUUCUGUAUCUGCUUCGUGUUUAUAUUCAUUUUUAGAUGUGCCGAACAAUGUGGAGUUUUAUGCUCGCUGAGCUUGUAAUAAGGACUAAAAGUUCAAUGUAUUUACUUUAGCAUAA